CAAAAAGUUGGGGUAGGGAAGACCUUGUGUGGGGAGCAUGAAAGCCUCGCUUCCACAUAUUUUUCCAAACUACAGGAUUAACCUGCGUCUGCCACUCUCUUAUCUUCUCAACUUUUCUUUUCCAUUCCAUUCUGUUCCUUCCUCACUGCACAAAGCCUCUGUUAGCGAAGGGAAAGCAAAAGUAAGUGUAGCAAAUGGCCCUGUGGGCUCCCAUAAAAUCCUUAAGGCCAGCCUCUCCACUUGCUCCCACAGGCAAUGUCGGCCUGCGGGCACCCUCUGAUCGUUUUGCUCUGAAAUCAGCAUUCUUUUCUACAUCACUCCACCUCUUGCUUCCUUCUCCUCAGCAGCUUCCCACUGCUACUGCACCACGGUUUUCCAUGCGUGUGGCCUCCAAGCAAGCCUAUAUUUGCCGUGAUUGCGGGUAUAUAUAUAGUGAGAGGACUCCCUUCGAGAAAGUACCGGAUAGUUAUCUUUGUCCCGUUUGUGGUGCUCCUAAGAGGAGAUUCAGGCCAUAUCAGCCUGCCGUGGCAAGAAAUGCCAAUGACACAGAUGUUAGGAAGGCACGCAAAGAACAAAUGAAAAGAGACGAAGCUAUUGGGAAGGCAUUGCCAAUUGCGAUUGUGGUUGGAAUUGCAGCACUUGCUCUCUUGUACUUUUACCUCAACUAUACCAUCGUGGGUUGAAAGAAAGCUAGUCAAUCUAUGAAUGUCCCAGAGUUUACGGGAUUAUUCUUGUAAUUUUGUUAUAAUUCUGUAGAAUUUCUGUUCAAUCCACAUUUGUUACUUUCUUGGAUCCCAA
Molecule: messenger RNA, 798 nt
Organism: Theobroma umbraticum
Lineage: Eukaryota; Viridiplantae; Streptophyta; Magnoliopsida; Malvales; Malvaceae
Product: Rubredoxin-like superfamily protein
Molecular function (GO): iron ion binding
Source: RefSeq, a predicted model, not a curated record